This is a messenger RNA of Lactuca saligna, 648 nucleotides long. NCBI's taxonomy places the organism in Eukaryota, Viridiplantae, Streptophyta, Magnoliopsida, Asterales, Asteraceae. The record is from the annotation of a GenBank genome assembly.
AUGGUUCUAACUUUGUGGAAUGUCCUUUCAAAAUUUUCAGAAAAUCCUGACCUGAUCAAAGCUUAUGUUGAGCUAAGUAGUUUUUGCACAUUCAGGAUUCACCAUGGGGGUAUGUUCACAAAAUACCCAGGAAGACGUUAUGUUGGUGGGAGUAUUGACUAUAUUGACUACGUAGACAUGGACGUGUUCUCCGUACAUGAGUUAGACGAUAUGAUGAAGGAGAUAGGUUAUAUCAACGGUGAGCCUAUCUACUACCACUUCUUGAUUCCAGAGAUUGAAAUCGAUUAUGGGUUACUUCCUUUAGGUAACGACUCAGACGUACUUUUGUUAAGUAAGCAUGUCGCUAAUCAUAAAGAGAUUAUGGUGUAUACUGAACAUGGAACUACUAGACUCCAUACAUACUUUAUGUCUCCAAAUAAGGUCGUAUUGGAAGAAAUCAAUGAGCCUAUUUCUUCGGAACUCAAUCGAAAAAAGUUUACAAGUACAGAGGUAGGAUCAUGUAGUAGAAAAUUGGACUUGAAUAAGAACUAUGACUUUUCUAGGUCUGUUGUACCUUUUGGACAUUUUGAUAGAGAUGUAUUGAAAGAUGUUGGAGUUCAGCCUGCAAGUGAGGAGCUUAACAAAGCCCAAGAUGUUGGCCCUUCAUAA